Molecule: messenger RNA, 1009 nt
Organism: Aplosporella prunicola CBS 121167
Lineage: Eukaryota; Fungi; Ascomycota; Dothideomycetes; Botryosphaeriales; Aplosporellaceae
Exons: 3
Coding region: 121-771 (216 amino acids)
Biological process (GO): riboflavin biosynthetic process
Cellular component (GO): riboflavin synthase complex; intracellular anatomical structure; mitochondrial intermembrane space
Molecular function (GO): 6,7-dimethyl-8-ribityllumazine synthase activity
Source: RefSeq, a predicted model, not a curated record
AACCCUUUCCCCUCCUCCACGUCAACGUUUAUAACCAAACCAAACAACCUCGCCAUUUGCUCCAUCCUCCUGCUCCUUGUUAACCUCUUCUCUUAAAUAAAACUAUUCUCUUCAUACACAAUGUCUCCUGCUGGUCUCAAGGGUCCCGGUGAAGCUCGUACCUAUGAUGGCUCGGGUCUUCGCAUCGGUAUUGUCCACGCGCGCUGGAACAGCAAGAUUAUCGAUUCCUUGAUCGGUGGCGUCAAGAAGUCCCUCGCCGCGGCGGGCGUCAAGGACGAGAACAUAGUCACUCAGACCGUGCCCGGCAGCUACGAGCUGCCAUUUGCUGUUCAGCGUAUGUACGCCGCGUCCCAGAUCCAGGCUUCCUCGUCUGGCACCGGCGGCGCCCUCGUCAACGCUGCAACCGACCUGCUCACCUCGUCCUCGGCCACAGACCUGACGUCGCUGUCCAAAGACCCGAAGAACUCUGCGUCGACUGCUCCGUUCGACGCCGUUAUUGCCAUCGGUGUGCUGAUCAAGGGCGAGACGAUGCACUUUGAAUACAUUGCCGAGACCGUGUCUCACGCUCUCAUGCGCGUGCAGCUCGAUGCCAACUUCCCCGUCAUCUUCGGUCUGCUCACCGUCCUGAACGAGGAGCAAGGCCUGGCACGCGCGGGCAUCGCUGGCCCCAACGGCGACCAGGGCCACAACCACGGCUUGGACUGGGGCUCGGCGGCCGUUGAGCUGGGCGUCAAGAGGAGGGGCUGGGCAGAGGGCAAGAUGGAUGAUUAGACUUGGGACGUUGCAAACAGCUCCGGUCUGAGGAGAAGCGAUGGUUAUUGAAUCAUUUUUGCACUAUAUCACACGUACUGGCGCUCGACUGGAGCGGUGAUGGGGCAUAGGCAUAGCAUACCUACCGUUGAGGGAUGGUGGUGGAAUGGCAAUCUCGUCAAAGCAUACCCGCGCAGAAAGUGUGACUACUGGAAAGCUGGCACCACUCGUGGGUGUCUGUUUGGCCUCCGCCCGACCG